AUGGUACGAACAUUCUGGUGGUAGUUUGGUUUUGGUCAAUCCGUUUAGACUCAAGCAGACGCUGGGGACGAAUUCGAAAGAAGAAUUUUCGCAAAUAAAGAAUGUGAAAAACUUGAACAACUCAUCGCUUUUUUAGAGGUUCGAGUUGAUACCAAUACAGUCACGAAAAAUGGUGUUCAGAAAAAGCUGAAGCGACUGGAACAGUUGAAGAUAAUGGAUAAUAAAAUAAGUAUUAUUGAAAAACAGUUGGAGAGUUUCGCGAAACAUGUUGGGUGGGGAUGAAUUCAGAUAAUUGACAUUUUUGAAGAGCGAUCAAAGACUGUUCGAGAUCGAGAUGCUCUAUCCAAAGACUGCGACGAGCUCUUCUCUGGUCGCUCCCACAGCUCCUAGAAUGACCUCGCUGCCAGCUUUCGGAGGUUUUCCAGCCCUAGAUCCUUACGUCCCUAUCCAUACAUACCAAAAAAAGGGGGCAGUUUUUUUUUGCCUUUCUUUCUUUUUUAUCAAUAUUUGCUGGGGAACUGACCAUUCGUAUAAAUUCCCUUGAAAUAUUAGUGUGAUAUUGUAACAGGAGAAGAGGAAAUCUCUGACAGCUCAAGUCUGAAGGCUGAGGUCCCCGAUCUACAGAAGCGCGCUGAAGAGCCAAAUUCCGCCCCGAUCUCUGUCUGUUUCUCUGAAUUGAAAACAAAACUGUUUCUUUUUCCAGGAGGAAUUUUCAACUCGUCCAAAUGAUGAACAAACUAAUGUACAUGAGGCAGAGGUACAGAACAUGGCCAAGCUCUUUGCGACAGUGCAUUGGCCGACUUUGGCACCAUUUGCGAACUCUACUUCCAACGAAGCUCUCGAUACUCAUUUUUUUCCAACCUUGCAUAUAUAG
This is a messenger RNA of Caenorhabditis auriculariae, 874 nucleotides long. NCBI's taxonomy places the organism in Eukaryota, Metazoa, Nematoda, Chromadorea, Rhabditida, Rhabditidae. The record is from the annotation of a GenBank genome assembly.